UUAUAAAGAACAAAUACAGAAACAAUACACUGAGCUCCUCGCCGAGCUAUUCGCUGCUUCUAAGCUCCAUUGCGACGUUGAAGCGAUGACGCAGUGCGGCUCAGGUUUAUUAUUUUUUAAAGUUUGCUUAUCCAAUUUUUCUCUUUCCAUUCGACUUUGGCCUUCUUAUCCCCUCUGCUCUCCCAUAAUACAGCAGGACUUUAUCGAAGCAGAACACACGAUGGAUCCCAACGAGGCCCUGAUCAAUGACACCGACAUAGCAGAGAACGAGGACGAGGCCUAUCUGGACCCAUCCGCUGCGUUCGACGUGGUCGAGGACGACGCAAACGACGACGGCGAUGCGCCAAUGUCAGACAUCGAAGACGACGACGAGGACGACGCCGGUGAAGGUGGUGCGGACGACGGACCGGGCGAGAUCAUCGACGAAAUAGACAUGUCGAAUAACUCGACCACCUACUUUGACAAGCACACGGACUCGAUCUUCAUGGUCGGCGUUCACCCAAAACUGCCGCUCGUCGUAACCGGCGGCGGCGACGAUCUAGGAUACAUCUGGACUUCGCACUCCGUCCCUCCCAAGCUCGUCACCACCCUAACAGGACACACCGACUCUCUUAUCGCUGGAGGAUUUUCCGCCGAUGGCGAGUGGCUCGUCACCGGCGGCAUGGACGGCCGAGUGCGCGUGUGGCGGGCGCGGGCGCGGGGGCAGAAGUGGGAGUUUUGGGACGCUGUCGAGGAGGUCGAGGAAGUCACCUGGGUGUCGUUCCAUGCUACACUGCCAAUUUUCGCGUUUGGCGCCAACGACGGCUCCGCAUGGGUGUACUCGCUGUCGCCGAAACUCGAGCUUCUGUGUACGCUGUACGGACAUAGCAGCGUUUGCACUGCGGGCGUGUUUGUGCCGCCCGCGCAGGCGCCGGCCGAGGGCGACGAGGAAGAGAUCAACCUCAUCACGGUUGGCGACGACGGCGUCUUGAUCUCAUGGAGCGUGCCGUCGGCUGUACAAAACUACAAAAUCACACCGGUGCAGUUCCACUACGAGGCGCAGUGGAUUAAUCUGAGUCUGCAUCCGUCGGGCACGUCUGUCGCCGUCGGCUCGGCGGACGGCAAGGUCGCGAUCGUGGGCACGCGGACAGGGUCUGUGAUUGCGACCGUGGAUGUCUUGGGAGCGACGGGAAAGAACGAUCUGUCGGAGCCCGAUCAGUCGGUCGAGGGCAUGGCAUGGUGCGAGUCAGUCGGUAUCCUUGCCGUCGGCCUCGUCGCCGGCGUGAUCUGUCUUUUUGACACGGGAUCGUGGCGCGUGCGACGGACGCUCGAGGUCGGCGAUGCAGUCACGCGGAUCGAGUUUGUCCCAAACUCGUCGGUCCUCGUCAGCUCGUCGAUGGAUGGAUAUCUGCGACGAUGGGACUGCCGGACAGGCGAGGAACUGUGGAAGGGAACGGGUCACUCGAGUGGAAUUUUGGGCUUUGCGCUGGCUGAUGGCGGAAACACCAUCGUCACCGCCUCGGACGAGGGCGUCUCGCUGGUUUACAAAUAGAUACAUAUGUAAGUAAUACAAUAAUCAAUCCACAUCAGUACACUCAAUAGCAAAGGGCAAGAGUUCUUCACGCCAAGCUCCAGCUCAAUUAGGAGCAAGUUUUCCGAAGCCCCCGUUUUACCCAGCCGUGCGCUUGGCAGAUCCCUUUCUCAAAACAAUCUACAAAAGAAU
Myxozyma melibiosi is the source of this 1702-nucleotide messenger RNA. RefSeq lists its product as uncharacterized. Gene Ontology annotation, molecular function: protein binding. Bases 86 to 1531 code for a protein of 481 amino acids. NCBI's taxonomy places the organism in Eukaryota, Fungi, Ascomycota, Lipomycetes, Lipomycetales, Lipomycetaceae. The transcript has a single exon. The record is from RefSeq and is a predicted model, not a curated record.